This is a messenger RNA of Acanthosepion pharaonis, 699 nucleotides long. NCBI's taxonomy places the organism in Eukaryota, Metazoa, Mollusca, Cephalopoda, Sepiida, Sepiidae. The record is from the annotation of a GenBank genome assembly.
AUGGAGGCACAUCGAAGGAAUUCCGGAAAAAAUAUCAAGUGGUUCUUUCAAGGGGUCAUCUUUCUCUCUCUCCCUUUAUUUCUCAAUGUGUCUAUGAAUCUAUCUAUCUAUCUAUCUAUCUAUCUAUCUAUCUAUCUAUCUAUCUAUCUGAACUUCUAUUUAUCUGGACUUUCACCAACAUUGUGUCGCAGAAAAAGUACUUUGGUGUUCGAAGGAAAGGAGAAUAAUGAAGAUGACACCGAUUCAAUGAAAUCAUGGGAUGACCUGGUCAGUUUCAAGUCGAAAAUGUGUAUGGACGAGGGCGCUCAUCAAGCAUCCAGUUUUCUGCGUAUCUCUGUUUCUUUUCUCUUUUCCAACUUAUCUCUUUUUAUUCAUAUCGUGUUUUUCAUAUCGCUCUUUCAUUUUCUGUUUACUCCAAUCCUUUUUUAUUUCCUUCCUUCCUUCCUUCCUUCCUUCCUUCCUAUCUUUUUUUUUUAUCUCCCGCCCUUGACUUCUGGCUAUCCCUCAUUUUUCCAUUUACCGUUGUAUUUCUUCCUCCCUCCCUUCCUUUCUAUCUUUCUUUCUUUCGUUCUUUCUUUUUUUCUUUCUUUCUUUCUUUUUUUCUUUCUUUCUUUCUUCUUAUUAUCUCUUGAUGUUUUCCAUCCUCUUUUUUUUUUUAUAGAAAUUGGUCUCGAGUCGGCCGACGUGCUGCCGAAGUAG